GAGAGCUACACAGAAAUUUGGGAGAGCUACAUAGAAAUUUAAAAUAUUAUGGCUUCGAUUCAAGCUUAGGGUUUCUUUUACCGUGUGUGGUUGGGAGAGCUACACAGAAAUUUUCUCGGGGCUGAGAAAGUCCCAGAAAAUGGCGAGAAACAACGCACAGGGCGAGAAACAACACUCCGGCGCUUCAACCGCCUCCACCUCCGCCUCCGGCUCCGCCUCCGCCAUUAUCAGAGUUAGAUCCAGACCCGAUCCUUUCUUGGUCGUUUGUCGAUGCUUCAGCAUCGUAACCUCUGCGGCUGCCAUUCUCUGCAUCUCUGUCAACAUUCUCUCUGCCAUUCGUUCCUUCAAAGAUGGAUCUGAUAUAUUUGAUGGUAUAUUUCGGUGCUAUGCGGUUGUGAUUGCAAUGUUCGUGGUCGUUGCCGAGACAGAAUGGGGAUUCAUCAUCAAGUUCUGGAAGGUUUACUUUCCAAUUUUGGAUUUUAAUUUGUUCUACGAAAUUUGAAUGUCCA
This is a messenger RNA of Camellia sinensis, 509 nucleotides long. The record is from RefSeq and is a predicted model, not a curated record. NCBI's taxonomy places the organism in Eukaryota, Viridiplantae, Streptophyta, Magnoliopsida, Ericales, Theaceae.